AUGAACUCACAAAGACCUUUGACUUACAUCAUCGGGGCAGACAUAUACCUCGCACAGGAGAAGAACCUCGAGCUUUUCGUGCAAGUUGGCUAUGACGCCCUCGAUACCGGCGAUAACGGCAUCUCCGGAGAACCCGAUCCUGUCAAGCACCGCGAGGUAGCGAAGAAACUUGCUCCCGCUUUCAGCACAAGGAACCUUAAAGCAAAGGAGGUUACAGUGAAUGAGCACUUCGAUUUCUUCAUCAAGAAGAUGAAGACCUUGGGCGCAGACAAGAAGGGAGUAGAUAUGCGCAGCUGGUCAGACUGGUUGGCGCUAGAUCUCUCUGCGGACAUGACAUACGGUCGUGACAUGGGUCAGAUGCGAGACAGUAAGUGA
This is a messenger RNA of Didymosphaeria variabile, 375 nucleotides long. RefSeq lists its product as uncharacterized. Gene Ontology annotation, molecular function: oxidoreductase activity, acting on paired donors, with incorporation or reduction of molecular oxygen; iron ion binding; heme binding. The transcript has 2 exons. The coding region runs from base 1 to 375 and encodes 124 amino acids. The record is from RefSeq and is a predicted model, not a curated record. NCBI's taxonomy places the organism in Eukaryota, Fungi, Ascomycota, Dothideomycetes, Pleosporales, Didymosphaeriaceae.